GCCCCGCCCCUCCUGGAGGCCGCUCCGGGGAGGGUGACGCGCCCGGUGGCCCCGGCCCCCCUUUCAGAGGCUGAGGGGAUCCCGCAGCAGAGUGAGCGGACCGGACGCCCCAGCGAUGACCAGCUCCCCCGUCUCCAGGGUCGUCUACAACGGCAAGAGGAACAGCAGCCCCCGCUCGCCCCCCAGCGGCGGCGAGAUCUUCACCCCGGCCCACGAGGAGAACGUGCGCUUCAUUUACGAAGCCUGGCAGGGCGUGGAGCGGGACCUGAGGAGCCAGGUCUCCGGCAGCGAGCGGGGCCUGGUGGAGGAGUACGUGGAGAAGGUCCCGAACCCCAGCCUGAAGACCUUCAAGCCCAUCGACCUGAGUGACCUGAAGCGCCGUGGCACGCAGGAUGCCAAGAAGUCCUAGAGCCCCCGCGGGCGCCGCCCCGGCCUCCGGGAGAUGUGGGCGCAGCCUGACGCCCGUCUGCCCCCCUGCGGGCCCAGUUCCUGGCAGGGGGGGCGGGGCCGUGCGCCCAGGGGCCCACAGGCCCCAGGACCGGGACAGCGAGAUGGCAACAGGUGGCCAUGGCCUGCCCCUCCUCCCCCAGCCCCCUCUUCCCCUCUUGGCGGGCUCCGCUGCCAGACACCGGGAGGGUCUGGGCCCUGCCGGCCCCUGAGCCCUCCUGGGCCCAGCUGCCUGGGUGUCUUUGCGGCCCCCUGGCCCUGCCUGCCCCCAAGGACUCGACCCUGACUCCUCUGCCCUUUCCUCUUCCCCACCGCCCCACUGACCCCUGGCCACUUCCAGGAUCAGGACAGAGAUGAGAGGGCCGCUGUGGUCUGUGGGCCCGUGGGGCUGUGGCCCGAGUGCCACAUUUAUCCCCGAGGUGGCCGGAAGGCAGGACGAGGGCAGCCCCGCCCACCGCUGGCGUGGGCCUGUCACCUCGCUGCUGCUCUGGCCCGGACACGGGGAAGCGUGUGGGCCUCCCCACCCCCCUGUCCAGCCUGGCCCCUUUUUUCCUGCAUUAGCUUCUGGGCAGCACCAGCUACUAGCCUGGGACACCUCGGGCACCCCCACGGGUCCUGGGCACCCAGGCUGGGCCCUCGGUGUCCACAGCCUCCUGGGGCAAGACUGUGCUGGGGCCUGGAGGGGUCACCGGGGCCCUACCCCCGUGGCUGGAGCCUGGGACUGGAGAAUAAAGGUGGGCAGCCCUGGUCGGCC
This is a messenger RNA of Phyllostomus discolor (pale spear-nosed bat), 1201 nucleotides long. RefSeq names its product MAPK regulated corepressor interacting protein 1 (gene MCRIP1). The record is from RefSeq and is a predicted model, not a curated record. The transcript is spliced from 4 exons. Lineage: Eukaryota; Metazoa; Chordata; Mammalia; Chiroptera; Phyllostomidae. The coding region runs from base 116 to 409 and encodes 97 amino acids.